AUGGGAUCCAACCUCGUCGAGCUCGCAGACCGUCUCCUCAAGAAUGGCGCCAACAAAGUUCUCCCCACGGCUCGCCGAGUUCGCGUCGUCUUCAACCAGACCACCAUUGUAGAUACCACUAAAGCAGUCUGGGUUUGGGAACACGAAUGGUACCCUCAGUUUUACAUCCCUUCUUCUGAGAUCAAGGACAGCACUCUCAGCGACAAUCAAUCCAUCAAGAGUGAAGGCGCGAAGACCGCGGCCAUUGUUAAACUCACUGUCCCAGCAAAGGCGGGCGUUCCGGAGAAGACCACAGAUCGAGUAUUGAGGUUUGACAAUGAUCCUAGCUUGGGAGACUUGGCAGGCCUUGUGAGAUUAGAGUUCGGUGCGAUGGAUACAUGGCUUGAGGAAGAUGUCCGUAUCAUCGGCCACCCCAAGGAUCCGUUCAAGCGCCUCGACUUCCUCCACUCCACUCGUGCUUUCGAAGUCCGCGUCGACGGCAAGACUAUCGCCAAAUCCUCCUACGCCAUCCACCUUCACGAGACUGGCCUCAAAACUCGCUACUAUGUUCCCCUCGCGUCCAUUGACCCGUCUCUGCUUCGACCUAGCACUACUACCUCAGUCUGCCCUUAUAAGGGCAUUGCAGAGUACUAUAAUGUCGUCAUAGAUGGAAAGGAGCAUAAGGAUAUCAUCUGGUAUUAUAACUACCCGAUUCAAGAGAGCAUUGCCAUUGCAGGCUUGAUUUCGUUUUACAACGAGAAAGUGGAAAUUCUGUUGGACGGCAAGGCGGUAUAG
This is a messenger RNA of Trichoderma gamsii, 774 nucleotides long. RefSeq lists its product as hypothetical. Bases 1 to 774 code for a protein of 257 amino acids. The record is from RefSeq and is a predicted model, not a curated record. The transcript has 3 exons. Lineage: Eukaryota; Fungi; Ascomycota; Sordariomycetes; Hypocreales; Hypocreaceae.